GGCAUACAUUUCAGGACUCUCUCCUUUUUUUUGUCCAAAUUUUAUAUAUUUUUCUCCCUAUAACUGACCACACAAUAACAAGAGCUGAUUUUUACAAGUCCAUCAAGAGGUUAAAAGGCAGGUACUUUUCAGGGGGUAAGAUAAAAAUGAGGAGUUGUUAUUUUCCAAUGUUGUAAGCGAUAUUAAUAUAAAAGUAUAGUAAUAUGUCUAGGGACGUUCUGUAAUUUCAGAGGCUUUCAGAUUUUCCCAGGUUACUUCUGGUUGCAGGUUCAGAGACUUAAGGAUUUGAUGAUAUGUUAACCCUUACAUGUUUUGUGAUUAUACCCGACAUUUAAAGUGAUUUUUGUAUCUAGCACUAUAUCUAGGUUUAGCAAAUUAGGUUUGUCAGAAUGAAUAUUGUGCAGUCCUAGUUUGUCUUUUUGGCUGUAUAAUAAGCUUUAUGUAUAUGCUACUUUGUUGCUUGUAUCUGUCAGUAUGUACAGCAAAUACAGCAUGGUUUUUAUAUGCCUUAGACAAUAGUAAUACUAAUUUUGAAUUUGUACAUUUGUGGGUUUCUGCCAAAGGUUAUAGGACAGUAUUAUCUUGAGUGGCUUAGAUCUUUUGAUUAAUAUGGCAAUAUACUCGGUACUUUAUCCUGCUGAUAAGUGUAUGACAUAGCACAGCAAUGACUGGUAACACAGCUAAUGUUAUAGCCAUAGACAGUAUAAUAUGUGUUAGGAUCCUACUGUACUAGGUAUUGCCAUUUUAGGAAUUUGUAUUUCAUUGUGUAUGAUUUUUUAUUGUAUAGUUAGUAUAGAAUAUUUGUUGGUAAAAUUCCCUUGGGGUAAAAGUCAAUUGUUGGGUAAUUCUGCAUAGUCUUUUAAGACACCUCUACAGCAAGAGCAAACAUGCCUUCUCACUACAGCCACCAAUCCAUUAUAGUCCUUGCUCUUUUCGGUAUUUUGGCUGCCAUCAUGGCCUCUCUUUCGGUUAUCUUAAUCUUCCAAGUUCAAACUGCUACAAAACAAGGGGAGCUCACUGCUGGGUUAGGCCCUGCCGCUGGUAGGAUCUUACUGCCAGCUUCUGCAGUACUGGCUGCCCUAUGUCUUGCACUCAAUACCAGUUGCCUAUUGCUGUGCCUGCUCCAUUCCUAUUUCACUGCUGAGGUUUGUCGGGAGGACCCAGAUUCCAGGAGGUGUGAAUGGUUUCUGCUUGAUAACCGGAGUAUACGGCAAUCCGCAGUCUGCCUGUUCUGUCUUGGACUUUCACUUUACUUGGCAGCUCUUUCACUCUACAUACUAAUCCUGUUUGAAAUGGAAACAGGAAUAGCCAGCUCCUGUAUUCUCAGCAUGGGUUCUAUUUUUAUGAUAGUAACAGUGGCUCAUACACUACAUAAAGCUUCACAGAUCACCUGCCAGAACCACGACCAGGCAGCAAGUACACUCUAUGAAAAUGAUUCAGCCAACGACGCAGACCUUAAUGAUUCUACCCCUUCUUCUGACCUCCAUAAUGAUAAAGAAAUGACACCAGUACGGCCACAUCCGGAGAUCCACCGUGAAUUCUCCUACCCGCCAUUUCUUCAGCAGCAACAACUGAAACCCCAAACUCUUUCUCCACUUUUCAACAAUGCACAGCGGGCUGUGAAACAGAGUGAGAGCAUGUGCAACAGCAACAGGGACGAGCGCUAUAACAUUCCUAGAAUGCAGCGAACACUUUCUGUUGAAUCUGGACUCACACAACCAAACACCAGACCCUGGAAUGGUGGAACACAAGAGAUGAGAACAAUGGUACUAAGAAAACCAGGAGUGAUCGGGAAGGACUCCACAUUAGUAUGAACUCUUUUAGUUGGGCACUAUACUCAUUAUUGUGUCUUAUGAAUCAACUUUGUUUACUAUUGAGAGAGGAAGAAAACUCACUAAAUACGGUUUAUAACUAUGUGUUUAACCAAAGACAUCAUCAACAAAAUGGAACUUUAAAUUGAAGAACUGCAUAGCAGCAGCUUGUUAUCACAAUCUAAGCUUACAUUCUUUACUGGAACCACCACCAUCUCUGAAAUGUAUCAGGAUACAAUUCAGCAAGACACAUAAAUGAUACAAAUCUAUGAUUUUUAUUUUAUUUUUAAAGCUUUUUGUGUUUUAAGUUUUGAAAUACCGUAUUUAUCGGGGUAUACCACGCACCGGCCUAUAACACGCACCCUCAUUUUACCAAGGAUAUUUGGGUAAAAAAAGUUUUUUACCCAAAUAUCCAUGGUAAAAUGAGGGUGCGUGUGUGCGCGUGUAUACCCCGAUACAC
Messenger RNA from Hyla sarda, 2271 nucleotides. RefSeq names its product transmembrane protein 221 (gene TMEM221). The transcript is spliced from 3 exons. The record is from RefSeq and is a predicted model, not a curated record. Lineage: Eukaryota; Metazoa; Chordata; Amphibia; Anura; Hylidae. Bases 888 to 1814 code for a protein of 308 amino acids.